AUGGAACCUAGUAACAAUGUCACAGAGUUUGUCCUUCUGGGUCUCACACAGAAUCGUAAUGGACAGAUGGCAUUAUUUGUCAUGUUUUUACUAAUCUACACUGUAACAAUGGUGGGCAACGUGCUCAUUAUGAUCACUGUCAUCACCAGCCCCUCUUUGGGCUCCCCAAUGUAUUUCUUCCUUGCCUGUCUGUCAUUCAUGGAUGCCGUUUAUUCCUCUGUCUUCUCACCCAAGUUGCUUAUCGACCUGCUCAGUGGCAGAAAUAUCAUCUCUUUCCAAGCCUGCAUGUGUCAGCUCUUUAUGGGACACCUAUUUGGUGGUGCUGAGGUCUUCCUUCUGGUGGUGAUGGCCCUUGACCGCUAUAUGGCUAUCUGCAAGCCUCUGCACUAUUUGACCAUCAUGAAUCAGCGAGUUUGCAUCCUCCUGCUGGUGAUAUCCUGGGCUGGAGGUUCUAUACACUCUGUGGUUCAAUUUGUCUUUGUGUCUAGUCUCCACUUCUGCGGGCCCAAUGUCAUUGACCAUUUCAUCUGUGACAUGUACCCACUGUUGGAGCUUGCGUGCACUGAUACCUACUUUAUUGGCCUGACAGUAGUCGCCAAUGGUGGAGCCAUCUGCUUGAUGGUCUUUAUCCUCCUGCUCUUCUCCUAUGGCUUCAUCCUAAACUCUCUUAAAACUCACAGUCAGGAAGGGAGAAAAAAAGCUCUUUCUACCUGCAGCUCCCACAUCACCGUGGUUGUGCUCUUUUUUGUUCCCUGUAUUUUUGUGUAUGUUAGACCUGUUUCCAACUUUCCUGUUGAUAAAUUAAUGACUGUGUUCUACACAGUUAUUACCCCUAUGCUGAAUCCAUUAAUAUAUACUUUGAGAAAUUCAGAGAUGAAAAAUUCUAUGGAAAAAAUUUGGUGUCAAAAGUUAACUAUGGAGUGA
Molecule: messenger RNA, 924 nt
Organism: Cavia porcellus (domestic guinea pig)
Lineage: Eukaryota; Metazoa; Chordata; Mammalia; Rodentia; Caviidae
Product: olfactory receptor 4A5-like
Exons: 1
Coding region: 1-924 (307 amino acids)
Biological process (GO): G protein-coupled receptor signaling pathway
Cellular component (GO): plasma membrane
Molecular function (GO): olfactory receptor activity; G protein-coupled receptor activity
Source: RefSeq, a predicted model, not a curated record